Calliphora vicina (urban bluebottle blowfly) is the source of this 4410-nucleotide messenger RNA. RefSeq names its product ecto-NOX disulfide-thiol exchanger 2. The coding region runs from base 109 to 2610 and encodes 833 amino acids. Gene Ontology annotation, biological process: ultradian rhythm. The transcript has 7 exons. The record is from RefSeq and is a predicted model, not a curated record. Gene Ontology annotation, molecular function: RNA binding; oxidoreductase activity. Gene Ontology annotation, cellular component: plasma membrane; external side of plasma membrane. NCBI's taxonomy places the organism in Eukaryota, Metazoa, Arthropoda, Insecta, Diptera, Calliphoridae.
UAUCUUGUGUUAAAAAUAUAUAAAAAAUACUUUAUAAAAUAAAAUAUAACAGUUACAAAUAGUUCAAGAAUGUGUUAAAUUCUUUGUUAAUUUGUAUUCAUAUGAAAAAUGGCUUUUAAUUACACUAAUUUAGGCCAUCAAGCUUUGGAAAAUAUGAUGCCAUUUUUUAAUACAUUGGCCAAUGGAGGCUCAGUACCACCACAGGUCAACUUUAUGAAUCAUUUAGCUGCCGCUAUUAACAAUACACCUACCACGCAUUCGGCUGUUACACUGCACAAUACAGCGCAAACUACACCAACAGCAACAAGUAGUUUUAAUGCAGCCAAAACUAUAACAAAAACAUCAAGACGCAAUCCAGAGCCGCCACCACCACCUCGUCUAAGUUCCCCUAGCCCAACAUGCAAUCAUGUCAAACCUAAUCAAGGCACUGCUCCCAUGGAUUUGGAAAAUGAUUUGGAGAAUGAAACACCCACGACAAUUGCUUCAUCCACGACAACAGCACAAAAUGACGCUAAACCCAAAAUAGCCACAGAUAAAAUGCCAUCAUUGAACAUGCCAGAUUCUAGUUUAUAUUUAAAUGGCCUAAUGGCUGGGCAAAUGUGCGCGAAUCCAGGAUUUAUGUUUUUUCCACCAAAUCCAGCGGCUGGCACCGCUACUGCAAACACCUUAAUGGAUCCGGCCACUAUGAUGGCUGCUAUGCAACAAAUGCAGCAAUAUGGAGCGUACGCAAAUAGUGGACUAACAGAUCCUACAUCCACAAUGGAUCCUACAAAACUAGGACAAACUGGUGUAGCAGACAAUUUUAACGGCGCUCAAGUGGCCACAAAGGAAGUAAUCAAAACCAAGAGCUGCAUGCUUUUGCCGCCCAACCCAAAUGCUCCACCACCAACCAUACGCGACAGACCACCCGGUUGCCGAACGGUAUUCGUAGGUGGCCUCCCAGACAUUAUAACCGAGGAAGUAGUACGUGAAAUAUUUGAAAGUUGUGGAGAAAUCUCGACUUUGCGCAUGUCCAAGAAAAACUUUUGCCAUAUACGUUUUCGCCAAGAAGAGUCCAUAGACCGUGCCAUUUAUUUGAGCGGUUAUCGAGUUCGUCUCAACAAUACAAAUGAUCAAGCUAGUUUCGGGCGUCUGCAUGUUGAUUACGCCCAAGCCAGAGACGACCAGUACGACUAUGAAUGCAAACAGCGACAAUUACAACGCGAACAACGUCAUCGCGAACGCAUGUCUUUGGAUCGUUUACGUUCCCAGUCUCCGCCACCCAUACCUCACUACACCGAUCAUGAAGCGUCUAUGGUGGCUGAUAGUUUACGCAGUAAUGACACCUUUGUUAAGGCUGUACAGACGAUAACCAUAUGGCUGGAACGUGGUGAUUGCACCAAACGCAAUGCCAAUGUUUUCUACUCGAUGAUACAAAGCACUCAUGCUCAUGUUAGACGUUUGACAGGCGACAAACAACAAUUGGAGGAGGAUUUGCGUAAAGCACGUGAAUGUUUUCGCAAACAAAUGUUGACCAUGUCCGCUCAGUUCACUCAGAUUGAAAAAGUGUUUAAUGCUGCUAGUCACAAGAAGGUUUGGGACCAUUUCACCAAAGCCCAAAGAAAAAACAUCGAUCAAUGGAAGAAAUUGGCCACGGAGUUGCGAUCAAUACAAAUUGAAGAUGAUGAAAUGGAAAUGUCUGAUGAGGAUCGUGAUUAUCAAACGGUUUCACAUUCAAAACGUAAACGUUACGAUAGUGAUAAUUUAAAGGAUGAAAACGAAUCUUUACGUCAUCAAUUGGAAGCCAUGCGCAAUGAAAUGAGUCUCGAGCGCACUGAUCUCAAAUAUAAUAGUGAUUUUCGUGAAAAGCAAAUGAAAGUUCUGCAAGAAACCAUACGCAACAUGCAGACACAAUUGUUGCAAACUAAAAUGCGUGAACAGAAAGAUGCCAAAACCAUAGAGCAACUGGAGAAACGUUUAAAAGAGGCGGGAGUUAAACAGCUAUUGCUGAAAACCAAAAUUCGUGAAACAAAUGAAAAACUAAAAGAUCGCGAAGCCUGUGCCUCAGUGUAUUCCGAGUCGAGUGAAAUACAAGAUUUAGAUGAGGAAAUAGUAUCACAGACAACCUCGAAAAAACAAGACAAUUCGCAAAUUAUAGACAUUGAUGUGGACAAAAGUGACGAUGAAGUGAAGAUCAUAGAAGAUAUUCAAGAAGUUGAAGAAAUCCGUCAAAAAUCCAAAGAAAAAGAAAACAUUAAAGAACAGAAGGAUAAAGAGGAAAGAGAAAAAACCUUAACCUUAGAAGUAACAACAGCCGAUGAAAAACAUCUAAAUAAAAAAUCCAUGACAACUUUAAUUGAGCCAUUGCCUUUAGAUGAGGCUAAACUUAUAGCAUUGGCCACAGCAUAUUUGCUAAUACAACCCAAUGGAUCCUCUACUCAGACCAUUUGUGCGUAUAUCAAAAAUAUCUGUAAAGACCCUCAACUACAAGAGCAACAUUUAAAUAACGUUCUACAAAAAUAUUCAAAUAUUUUUCAAACAAAUGCCCUUAUUGAAGAAUCCAUGGAUGUCAAGGACCACCAGGGUGUGUUUUGGAAAUGCUGCGCUUUAACUAUGCAAUCAAAUUCAUAAAUUUAUUUUUUAUCAUUUAAAUUCAAAAUUAAAUUUUAAAAAUUUUCGGAACAAUCAACUGAAAAAGAGACCAUUUUACAUACAUAUAUUACACCGUGCGAAAUUGAACUUGAACUAGACCAUAUACACAUAUAACUACAGAUAUUAUUAGGUAGAACUGCGUUUUUAUUUUCUGAUAUUUUCUUCCUUUUAAAGGAAUUUAAAGUUUUAAAGAUAAAAAAUGUCUUAAAUAGGGUUGUUAUUUAUUCGAGUUUUAUUUUAAUCAAAUAAAUGCUUACAUUUGCUUUUAUUAUUCGAGUGAUUGAUUAAUUUUUAAAAGGUUUUUUAAUUUUAAAGAGUCUUUCAUUAAGCUCUUCCUAUCUUUAAAUUUCAAUAUAACAAAGUGUGUGUGAGAUAUCAUCUACAUUUUUUAUUUGUGACUCGCAUCCGAAAUGUCCAAUUUUCCUAGACUCUGGCGCAAAAAUCAGGCUUCAGGCAUGAAAUCUUACGAUCUCGGAGGACGGUUCAUAUGACCUCCUGGCCAAAGUCGCCAGCCCAAAAUCCACACCAAACAGUGAUUAUUUUGGUAUGUAUUGGAAGCUCUUGGAUCUCAUGUGGAUUGGUAUCGUCCCAAACUCGACAAUGCUGUUUGUUGACGCCUCAUAGCUGAAGAUGAUUUUUUGAUAAAAAUUGGGGCCAGUUUCCAAAUGCUUUUAGGCCCAAACUGAAUAAAUGACAGCGAAUUUGACAGAUGUAUCUUCAACAAUAUCAACGGUCAAAGUUCGAAAGACCCUAUUUGAAGACACUUUAUAUAGAUAGAAUUAAUAUGUACUAUAUUAGAGCAUUUUAAUUAUAUAAAUUUUCCUUAUAUAAUUUUGAUUUAAAGACUUUAGGUUCCAAAGUAUUUUUAACCCGAAUAAUGCUUUCAGUAAUUUUUUAAACCUUUUAAAUGAAAAUUAUUCUGAAUUAUAUUUAUAUUGUUUAUUAUUAAUUGGAAAAUCAUUCUAACUCAUUGUAAGGUGUUUGUGUUUAAGGAGUCCUUCAUAAUAUUGUGAUCUUGGUGUGUUAAUCCAAAUUGUUUUCUUAGAAAUUUGUAUAACCUUUAAACUUUGAAGUCCUUUAAAAAGAAUAAGAGAACAGAAAAUGAAAAACUAAUAACGCAGUUUUACUAUAUUCGAUUUCUAGUUUCAUGUGUAUAUGGUCUCGUUAAAGUAAAGUAAACAAAUUUGAAAUUGUCUCACGGUGUUAUAUAAUAUUAACAUUUAUUUGUUUGUUCUAUUUUUGUAAUACAUACAUAUAAAUUAUAGAAGUAUGUAUAUUAGGAUGGGUCGAAUUGUAUGGACGAUCAAAAUGUAAAAAAUCGUAUAGCAGAAACGCAAUCUACGGAAAAUUCUAAGAUAGUUUCCCUAAGAAACCAUAGGUCUAAAAUCAAAUCAUAUCUUGCGCAUUUCGUUUAUCCAAUAAAAAAAAAACUAUUAAAAAAAUAAAUACUGAAAUAUCAUUGGAUAAAAGACGAAAUGUUCAAGAUAGGAUUUGAUUUUAGAGCUAUGGUUUCUUGGGGAAAAUUUCUUAGAAUAUUCCGUAGAAUGCGUUUCUGUUAUACGAUUUUUCGUGAAAAAAAUCGAACCACCCUAAUGUAUAUAUUGAUUAUACAUAAAAAUUUAAAAAAAAACAUAUACUCCUGCAAUUAACAAUUUAAUUGGAAUUGAUAAUAUAAAAAACACGAAAUAUAAAGAUUAUAAAUUUUCUAGCAAACGUUUCUUAAUGUUACAAGACAAAUUAAUAAAUAAAAGAACAAAUAUCAAACAUUGUACUGUAUAA